CGUGGGCGGAGACCAGGGGUGUCCGCGUCGCCGGGAGUCUGUGAGGAAUGCGGGGUGACAAGCCCGGGGAGUUAGCCUGUGCGCGCCCUGCUCCCGCCGCCUGAGUGCGCCCCGCACCGGGCUCCGUCGUCCGCCUGCGUCCCCGCCGGCAAGGACUGUUGGGAAGCUCUUGGGGGUUCUCAAGGAAGUGGGGUUGUGGGGAGGCGUCUCCCCCUCCCCUGGUUUGUUAACGGGCUCUGGUGGCGCAGUGGUUAAGCGCUCGGUUGGAACCCAUCAUCCACUCCAGCCACUCAGCGGGAGAAAGAUGUGGCAGUCUGCUUCCUUAAAGAUUACAGCCUUGGGAACCCUGUGGGGGUGGUUCUGCCCUAUGCCGCUGUCGUUAGGUGCCGUCGAGUCGAUUCUUACUCAUAGUGAGUCCAUGUACAACAGAACGAAAACACUGUCUGGUCCUGGACCGUCUUCAUAAUCGUCAUUAUGUUUGAGCCCCGUGUUACAGCCAGUAUGUCAGUCAUCUCGUUGAGGGUCUUCGUUUUUUUCCCUGACCCUGUGCUUUGCCAAGCAUGAUGUCCUUCUCCUGGGACUGGUCUCUCCUGACAUGUCGGAAAUUUGUGUGAUGAAGCCUCGCCAUACUUGAUUCUAAGGCGCUUUCUGGCUGUACUUCUUCCAAGACAGAUUUGUUUAUUCUUUUGGCACUUUUGGUGUAUUCCGUAUUCUUUACCAGCACCAUAAUUCAGAGGCAUCAAUUCUUCAGUUUUUCUUAUUUGUUGUCCAGCUUUCACAUACAUAUGAGGUGAUUGAAAAUAUCAUGGCUUGGGUCAGGCACGCCUUACUCAUACAAGUGAAUCAUUGCUUUUUAACGCUUUAAAGAGAUCUUUUGCUGCACAUUUGCCCUAUGUAAUCAGUUGUUUGAUUUCUUGACUGCUGCUUCCAUGGGUGUUGGUUGUGGAUGAUAUCCUUGACAACUUCAGUCUUUUCUCAGUUAUCAUGAAAUAAGAUUAUUGUGAGUGAUGUCUACCUCCCCUGGUUUAAUUGUUCAGGAGCCCCAGUGACACUUGGCUGCUACUUGAAAAGUCGGUGGUUUGAACCCACCAUUCACUCCGUGGACCAAUGAGCAACGUCAUGUUAAACGGAGAAGAGAUUGAAGUUGUCAAAGGUUUCAUUUUACUUGGAUCCACAAUCAGCAGCCAUGGAAGCAGCAGUUAAGAAAUCAAAAGACGCAUUGCAUUGGGCAAAUCUGCUGCAAAGGACCUCUUUAAAGUGUUGAAGAGCAAAGAUGUCACCUUGAAGACUAAGUUGCAUCUGACCUGAGCCAUGGUAUUUUCAAUCACAUCAUACACAUGUGAAAGCUGAACAAUGAAUAAGGAAGACAGAAGAAGAAUUGAUGUCUUUGAAUUGUGGUGUUGGUGAAGAAUAUUGAAUAUUCCAUGGACUGCCAAAAGAAUAACCAAAUCUGUCUCAGAAGAAGUACAACCGGAAUGCUUCUUAAAAGCAAGGAUGGAAAUACUGAGUCUUACAUACUUUGGACAUGUUGUCAGGAGGAAUCAGUCCCUGGAGAAGGACAUCAUGUUUGGCAGGGUACAAGGUCAGCGGAAAAGAGGAAGACCCUCAGCGAGGUGGAUUGACACAGUGGCUGCAACAAUGAGCUCAAGCGUAACAAGGAUUCUAAGGAUAGCUCAGGACCGGGCAGUGUUUCAUUGUGUUGUGCAUAGGGAUGCUAUGAGUUGGAACCGACUUGAAGGUAGCUAACAACAAUAACAAUCCAAUCUGUGGGAGAAAGAUGUGCCAGUCUGCAUCCAUAAGAUUAAACCGAAAAAAAACAGCCUUGGAAAUCUUGUAGGGUCGUUCUUUCCUGUGCUGUAGGGAUGCUGUGAGCCAGAUUGACUCCAUGACAGUGGAUUUGAUUUUCAGUUUAAUUGUUACAGGACUGCAACUUAGAUGAAAAAAUAAGAAACAUGAAUUGAAACUAGAAUGCUAAUUUAUGACCAUAGUUAUCCCCACUUUAGGAGGAAAAUACUGAUUAAGGGGCACAUUUCCAGGAAUUCACUUGGCUCUAAGGCAGAAAUUCCCGUCACAGUUGUGCCAAAGACAGUAUGGCCACGUGAUGUAGCUGAACAACGUCAACAUAGGAGACAGGCAGUUUAUAGAGAUCACACACCCAGUGUUUCUCCGAGAUCCUAAGCAUAGAUAGAGACAGGUUCUGUGCUGGACUAGAUGCUGAUGAGACAGCCGUAAUUUCUGCUUCCAGAUAAAAAAAAGAUAGCCACACUUAAUAGGUUGAAGGUUUUUUGCAGUUAAAAACCAGGCGUAUUUCCUUUGUCAGAGCAGCAAAUACUGGAAUUGAGGGCAAAACGAGAGGCGUGUUUUAUGGAAAUAUUUCGAUAUCUCCUGAUCAGCCGUGCUACAGUAUUGUUGAUUGUGCCUCAUUCUUUGAAAUAGUUGUUUUAGAAAGUACUUCUGUUUUAAGAAUAUGAGGUGUAUAGCUAUUGGAAAGUGUUCAUUUAUAAAACGUAACUUCAAACAUGAAAAAGUAAAAUUUUAAUUGAUGAUAAUGUAUAUAGAAUUUGUAAUAUAAAUGGAAAAUAUAUUUGUAUUUAAAGCAAACGUAAUAAUAUAGAAUGAAGGUAAUGUGUGUGUCUCUAAUCUGUGGAAGGUAAGAGUAACAAAAGGACACUCUUUUACAUACAGCAAAAGGUAGGAAGAAAUAUGUAGAGGCCAGAAAAUCAAACAGCAGCUGCGUAAAUUUCAACACUUAAAAUGUGUAAUUUUAAUCGUCCUGUUUGAGAAUCAUUGCUAACUCCAAAAUCAUUGAAGAGUCCAUUCUUUCAUUGCUGCAGUUUCUCAAACGUGAUUUUGUUUUUCUAGGUUAUCACUGCCUAGAAUUGGCAUUUAAUCUUUGAAAUGCCCACAUUCCUCCCUACAUCCCCAUGACAUCAAUCCCAUGUAGGAUGGAAGCCAUGUAUUUAUUUUCCUUUGGUAACAAGAUCUUACCUAAUCAAACAUCUGUGUAGCUCUCUCUCCUUGGGUGGGAGAAAAAAAAAAAAAAAAAAAUCUCACGAAAAAGAACCAAAAAAAAAAAAAACCCAUUGCCAUUAAGUUGCUUUUGAUUCAUACCAACCCUGUAGGAGAGAGUAGAACUCCAUAGGAUUUCCAAGGAGAUGCUGGUGGAUUUGAACUGCUGACCUUUUGGUUAGCAGCAAAGCUCUUAACCACUGCAGCAGAAAGAAAGAAAUGUAAAUUGCAAAAUUGACCAGAAAAAUGCAGAUCACUUUUACAAUGAUAUAAAUGAAAUGAGAAUUUUUUAAAAAAGAGUUUAACUUCACAUAUGAAAAAUCAAGGAGUCAUCAUGGAUUCUUUAAGCAAAGUUGAAAAAUAUGUUCUGGAAAUUCACCCAUGUUGAUAUCAAUUAUAAAUGUUUGUAUGGAUUUACAAGAAGCAAAGAUGCCCAUCUGAAAACAUAGUCUGACCCUUGGGCCUCUGACACCCUGUGGAAAUCAGGUUCAAAUUUUCUAGCCUGGCCAGGCCUGGAUGCUUCUCCUGCUCUGGGAUGAGGAAAUUGCUCCAUCUGUGAUUUCUGUGCCAUACGGCUGAAACCUGUAGAGCUGCAUGAAGAAUGCAGAUACCAUCAAGGUGGAGCAAUGCCUUGAGCCUGGGAGAAAGCCCUGCCCAGGCAAAGAGCUGAAGCCAAGGAUCUGAUACUCCUUAGUUACUCAACACCGUCUCCCCACACCAUUCCUCAUCUUCUUCCAUUUCAGGUCCCAAGUGUGAUCAGAAAGAAGUGGUCCAGUCUAGGCAGCUGUGGACCUAGGACGACCACCUAACACAUCUAUAAAAUCACGAGUAAGGAUUUCAACUGCUGACGGGCUGUGUAGACCAAACAUUAUUCAUCUGCCUCCAGACUUCCUAGUGGCUUUGCUUCCACUCCCAUCCUUCUUGCCUUCACUGGUUUCUUGGGCUGUAGAGAGAACAUUCGCUUAGACUUCAAGAGGCUGGAGGCAGGAAAUGGAGUCUGUGCUGUUUGAGGAUGUGGCCGUGGACUUUACCCAGGAAGAGUGGGCUUUGCUGGAUUCUGCUCAGAGAAAACUCUACAGAGAUGUGAUGACGGAAACCUUCAGGAACCUGGCCUCAGUUGUUUCUCAACAGGGUGAUAAAGGACAGAUAGUGUCCAGUGAACAGUUGAUAAUGCGAUUCAUGAGAGAGACCUCUUGGUACACCAUCUCAGGAGAAAUUUGUGAAUUCCAUGGCAUUGAAGAGCAGUGUAACAACCUGGGGAGUCAUGUGAGAAGGCUUACGGUUGAGGGCCUCCAUGAGAGUAAAGAAGGGAAAGUAAAUCAAAGGAAAGAAGGUCAUCAGUGUGGAAGAUCUUUCAGCAAGAUUGCACAUUUUACCAGGAUCAAAAGAACUCCUCCUAGAGAAAAUCCUCCUGAGUUCCAUGAGUGUGGAAAAGCUUCCAAGUAUCAGUCUUCAUUUAAAUGUCACAUCAGAUCUCAUACUGGAUGCGAUAACUAUGAGUGUAAGGAGUGUGGAGUGGCUUGCAGUUGUUCCUCUUACCUAAAAACUCAUGUAAAAACUCUUACUGGACAGGAAAUUGAUAAAUGUAAGGAAUGUGGCAUCACCUGUAGUUGUUCUUCAUCUCUUGCUACACAUACAAGAAAUCAUUGUAGAGAGAAGCCAUAUGAAUGUAAGGAAUUUGGGAAAGCUUUUGGUCAGUUCUCAGCCCUCAUUGAACGAAACAAAAUUCAAAGUGGAAAGCAAUCUUAUGAUGGUAAGGAAUAUGGGAAUACCUGUAGUUCUUCCUCAUCCCUCAGUAAACAUAUAAGUAUUGACAGUGAAGUGAGGCCCUAUGAAUGUAAGGAAUGGGGGGAAGCAUUUAGUAAGCCCUCAGAGCUGACUGGCCAUAUAAGAACUCACAGUGGAGAGUGGCCUCAUGAAUGUAAGGAAUGUGGAAAAGCCUUUAGUUGUGCUUCAUCCCUCACUACGCAUACAAGAACUCACAGUGGAGAGAGGCCUUAUAAAUGUAAGGAAUGUGGGAAAGCCUUUCGUUACUCUUCAUCCCUCAGUAAACAUAAAAGAAUUCACAGUGGUGAGAGGCCUUAUGAAUGUAAGGAAUGUGGGAAAAAAUUCAGCCGGUCCUCACACCUCAUUACACAUAUAAGAACUCACAGUGGAGAGAGGCCUUACGAAUGUAAGGAAUGUGGGAAAACAUUUAGCCGGUCCUCACACCUCAUUACACAUAUAAGAACUCACAGUGGAGAGAAGCCUUACGAAUGUAAGGAAUGUGGGAAAGCCUUUAGUUGUGCCUCACACCUCACUACUCACAUAAGAACACACAGUGGAGAGAGGCCUUAUGAAUGUAAGGAAUGUGGGAAAGCCUUUAGCCAGUCCUCAAAUCUCAUGAACCAUGUAAAAACUCACAGUGGAGAGCGGCCUUAUGAAUGCAAGGAAUGUGGAAAAGCCUUUAGUCAGUUGUCAAAGCUGACUGGCCACAUAAGAACUCACAGUGGAGAGCAGCCUUAUGAUUGUAAGGAAUGUGGGAAAUCUUUUUGUGAUUCUUCUAGCCUCACUACACAUAUAAGAACUCACAGUGGAGAGAGGCCUUAUAUAUGUAAGGAAUGUGGAAAAGCCUUUAGCCAGUCGUCACACUUGAUCAACCACAUAAGAACUCACAGUGGAGAGCGGCCUUAUGAAUGUAAGGAAUGUGGGAAAGCAUUUAGCCGGUCCUCACACCUCACUAACCAUAUAAGAACUCAGAGGGGAGAGAGGCCUUAUGAAUGUAAAGAAUGUAGGAAAGCCUUUAGUUGGCGCUCAGCCCUCAAUACUCAUAUAAGAACUCACAGAGGAGAGAAGCCUUACAAAUGUAAGGAAUGUGGGAAAGCAUUUAGCCAGUCCUCCCACCUGAUCAACCAUGUAAGAAUACACAGUGGAGAGCGGCCUUAUGAAUGUAAGGAAUGUCUGAAAGCCUUUAGCCAGGCCUCUUCUCUAAUUCAACAUAUAAGAACACACAGUGGUGACAGGCCUUAUGAAUGUAAGGAAUGAGGGAGCAUCUUCAGCUCUCUUUGCCGUUUCAAAUGUGAGAAGGUGCGCUGAAGAGAAAUACACAUGACACGUGACAGAUCCUGUAAAUGUAAAAGGCAAGGAAAGCCUUCAGUGGCUGUCCCUCCUUAGAACCGCUGUGAUACCGCACACACUGGAGAGACUCUUCGACUGUAAGCAAAGAAAUUCUUCAGUUGUAGCACAAGACUUUGGUUAAGUAUCAAAUGUUAUUUUGGUUCUGUUAUAUAAAAAUCGUCUUUAUUAAAAAAUCUCAUCAACCCUUCGUGGUACAAACCACAUGUGGUUUUAUCAGCAUGUUUUUAAGGUUUUUAUUUAUACUUUUUCACAUUAUAAAGCAGUAUGUUCUCUUUGUGGAAAUUUUGAUUUUAACUGAAAAUUAUAAGGAAAAGCAAAAAUCACUCAGAAUCCCACCACUUGUUAUUUUGGGUAUUUUCUCUUGGCCAUUGUAUGCAGAGCAGUGUUUCUGAAAGAAUCUGGAUGAUACCCUCUGUGUAGUGUUUUCAUUGAUUUCCUUAACAUUUUCUGCAACUGCAGUUGAUCCCUAGUUUGCCACUGAGGAAACUGCCCAGAAGACUUUAACCUACAUCUCACCAUUUCUCAAAAAUGUCUCAAAUGGUGCUGUGAGAGGCAGGAUUGUCACUGAAGGAGGGGCCACACUGGGGAUACAAAGAGAUGGUGGGCCUGCCCAGACCCACAGCCUGACCUAGAUGCAGUGGAGCUUCUGUCCAGCACAGGCACAGAACCGUAUCUUGAAAAAGCCCUGCUUUUGUUAAUUUUGUAGUUCAAGGAGAGAAUGCACUGAGCCAGGAGUUGAGGCUGCAGCUGCUGAACUGGGCUGUACCGGUGACUACUGCUCCACCUGGGUGCACACCUGCUGCAGGGCCUGGAGAUUAUCACAGAGCUCCUCUGCCCCACAGUGAACUGGAACCGUGUUCCUUGACUUCCGUAUAAGGGGCUUGGAAAAUAGUGACUACAGGUAGCAAAAGCCUUCAAAAAGGCCUCACAUUGACCUAGAAAUUCUUUAAGAAUCAUCCUAUGGAAAUCCUUGGGCACCGUAGUGGUACCUUGAUAAUUGUGGUAGAUUGUGGAAAUAGUGAGAGGUGGAAUGAUGUCAGUGUCCAUCAGGAAGGGAGUUUUUAGAUAAAUGCCUGGCUACAUGUCACACUGUUGUACUGCCACUAAAAGAAUUUCUUCAGAAAAAUUUAGUCCACAGGUAAAGCAGUCAUAGUUUAAUGUGUGAUAGGACAGGUGAUAUGGAUUUAAUUAUGUCCUCCAAAAAUGUGUGUAUUCACUUGAUUAGGCCAUGAUUCCCAGUAUUCUGUGGUUGUCCUCCAUUUUGUGGUUGAAAUUUUAUGUUAAAGAGGAUUAGGGUGGGAUUGUAACACCCUUACCAGGUCACAUCCCUGAUCCAAUGCAAAGAGAGUUUUCCUGGGGUGUGGCCUGCACCCACCUUCUGUCUCUCAAGAAAUGAAAGGGAAGCAGGCAGAGAGUUGGGGACCUCAUGCCACCAAGAAAGCAGUGCCGGGAGCGGAGCAUGUCCUUGGGACCUGAGGUUCCUGCGCUGAGACGCUGCCAGACCAUGGGAAGAGUGAUGACAAGGACCUUCCUCCAGAGCUGACAGAGAAGAAUGACUUCCACUGGAGCUGAUACCCUGAAUUUGGACUUGUAGCCUAACUUCUGUCUGUUAAAGCCAUCUACUUGUGGUAUUUCUGUUACAGCAGGACUAGACAACUAAGACAGCAGGUAUAAAAUAGUGUGUACAUAAUGUUGGCAGUUUUAUAAAAAAUGUGUAUAUACAGACAGAUCAGCCUGUAGAGAUCUGUCCCAAAGGUGAAACUAAGUGAUCUCUUUACUCUGUCUGCUUCUCCCUAACUGCAAACUUUGGCAGUGAUUGUUCAUUUCUUUUACAAUUUUAAAUUUAAAAAUAUUAAUUUGGUUUUGGGAGGUACAGUAUCACUUUUGACAAAUAUAUGAAGUCAUAUAACAAGUGCUACCAUGAAAAUACACAACAGCUCUCAUUUUCCUCCAAAAAAUUCCCUAGUGCAGCCACUUUUUUUUCAGUCAUGAACUCCUGACACCUGCCCGUGUCCGUGUCAUGCUGUCUGUAGUUUUUUGAUUCUGGCUCCUGUCAUUUACUGCAAAGAACUUGAGUUUGCCCAGUGUUGGUGAACGUACUGAUUGUUCCUUUUUAUUGCUGUGUAGUAUGUUGUAUAGAUACUCCACAGAUUGUGUAUUUAUCAGGCUAAAAAUAUUUGAGUUUACAGUUUUUUUUGGUUUUUGUCUUUUUGAAUAAAACUGUUACCAACAUUCAUGCACAGGGUUUGAAGUGGACAUAAGGUUUAAUUUUUCUCAUCUGUAUCCCUAUGACUGGGAUUGCUUUGUCCUGGUAAAUGUAUGAUUACCUUCAUAAGAAACUUCCAGUCUGUUUCUCAAAGGGGCUGUGCCAUUUUAUAUUGCACCAAAAGCCUGUAAUCCCAAUUGCUGCUGCAAUCUGGAGAGGCAGCUUUCUAGAGGAAUAAAACACAGUCUGUUUGCCUCUGGCUUUAGGGGAGGGAUUUGGCUUGGCAGCUCACCUGACAGACAUCCCUGUAUUUGUGAGGACAACGUGUGGAUGUAGCACCUGGAUUAGUCCUCAGGCCCAAGUGUAUGGAGCUCAGGCUGUGCCACUCGUGCCCAAAGAGAGCUGGAGGAAACCUGCAGUGUCAGAAUGCUGUGGCUGCGGGAAUCCUCCACUGGACAAUCCACACAGAGCAAAGUGGGGACAAAGAUGCCCUCUCCAGGAGCCUGGCAGGUGAUCUCACAGGAACCAGGAAUGAAAGCCCUUUGUGCACUGAUAACUGGCCCAGGAGAAAGGUAAGGCCCAGCUCCAUUAUCACAGAUGAGGCAAAAAUGGGAUACUGUAGCAGAAGCAAUAAAUUAAUAACCAGGACAGAGGUCAAGGUGUAGCUUUUUAUUUUGUUGGUUUUCCAUCAGUAAUAAGCCUCGUCUUAGCGAUGUCAAAGCUUAGUUCUUGAUUCCCAAUGUGCUCCCCCUUCCUGGAGGAGCUUAAAGUUUCUGCCCUCUGGGCCUGUCUGCCUCUCCUACCAAUCCUCUGACUAACCAGACGCAGCAAAAUCUGAUCUGACCAGUGAAAGGGCACAGCUCUAGAGAGCCAAGUGUGCCUAGGAUUUCCGACACCGACCAUAAAUCUGGGGGCUUGUGGAAUCACCCAGCUUUCCAACUAACUGGCUAAAAUUCAGUUGUCCCCACAAGUCCCUCAGGUUCAAUAAGUUGCUAGGAUGAUGAAGAACUUAGAAAGUGCUAUACUUCCAGUUUGAAAACAACAGAAAGGAUGCAGAUCAGGACCAGCAUACAGCAAAGCUACACAUGUCGAGGUUUGGCAGCGUGUCCAAUCUGGCGUUCUCAAAUCUCAAGCACACCUUAGUUCUUCCCUCCUCCUGCCCAGGUGUGUCUAUCACCAACCAGAAAGUUUACUCAAAAUGCAGCGUGCGGAGCGUUAUUAGGGUUUCGUUAUGCAGACAUGACUGAACCAUUGAUCAUAAGUUUGAACUUGGUCUCCAGCCCAGUCCCCUUCCUGGAGUUCACGUGGAGGUAGUGCUGAUAUCACAUGGAGGGUCUUUUGAAUCCUUUAAUCACCUCUUUAUGAUAUGUUACACAGUGUGCUCUGACAUCUUUUCUAAACAUCAUCGCCAUUGCAAUUAUUCAGGAAAUUCUUUGUAUAAUUUUUCACCACGCGAGACUGCUUAUCUCUUCUCCGUUUUUUUUCUUUUUUUAAUUGUGCUUUAAAUGAACGUUGACAAUUCAAGUCAGUUUCUCAUACAAAAGUUACGCACACACUGCUAUGUGACCCUAGUUGCUCUCCCCAUAAUGUGACAGCACACUCCUUCUCUCCACCCUGUUUUUCUGUGUCCAUUCAACCAGUUACUGUCCCCUCUGCCUUUUUAUCUCACCCCCAGACAGGAGCUGCCCACAUAGUCUCAUGUGUCUACUUGAGCCAAGAAGCUCACUCCUGACCAAUGUCAUUUUAUGUCUCAUAGUUGAGUCUAAUAUUUGUCUGAAGAGUUGGCUCAGGAAUGAUUUCAGUUUUGGGCUAACAGUCCGGGGGCCGUGGUUUCUGGGGCCCCUCGAAUCUCAGAUCAUUAAGUCUGGUCUUUUUACUAGAAAUUGAGGUCUGCAUCCCACUUUUCUCCUGCUCCCUCAGGGAUUCUCUGUUGUAUUCCCUGUCAGGGCUGUCAUUGGUGGUAGCUGGGCACCUUCUAGUUCUUCCCGUCUAAGGCUGAUGGAGUCUCUGGUUUAUGUGGCCCUUUCUUUGUUUUGGGCUCAUAUUGUCCUCGUGUCUUUGGUGUACUUCAUUCUCCUGUGCCCCAGGUGGGCUGAGACCAGUUCGUGCAUCUUACAUGGCCACUUGCUAGCUUUUAAGACCCCAGAUACCACUCACCGAAGUGGGAUGCAGAACAUAUUUUUUAAUGCCCUUUGUUGUGCCAGUUGAGCUACGCAUCCCCUGAAUCCAUGGUCCCUAGACCCUUUCGUCAGCUACUGUGUCCCUUGAAGUGUUUAGUUGUAUUCAGAAAAUGUCUUAGCUUUUGGUUAGUCCAGUUGUGCUGACUUCUGUAUUGU
This is a messenger RNA of Loxodonta africana (African savanna elephant), 10668 nucleotides long. RefSeq names its product zinc finger protein 883-like. Gene Ontology annotation, cellular component: nucleus. Gene Ontology annotation, molecular function: DNA-binding transcription factor activity, RNA polymerase II-specific; RNA polymerase II cis-regulatory region sequence-specific DNA binding. The record is from RefSeq and is a predicted model, not a curated record. Gene Ontology annotation, biological process: regulation of transcription by RNA polymerase II. NCBI's taxonomy places the organism in Eukaryota, Metazoa, Chordata, Mammalia, Proboscidea, Elephantidae. Bases 4000 to 6033 code for a protein of 677 amino acids. The transcript has 4 exons.